Capsaspora owczarzaki ATCC 30864 is the source of this 3708-nucleotide messenger RNA. RefSeq lists its product as hypothetical. Gene Ontology annotation, biological process: protein import into nucleus. Bases 19 to 3639 code for a protein of 1206 amino acids. The record is from RefSeq and is a predicted model, not a curated record. The transcript is spliced from 7 exons. Lineage: Eukaryota; Filasterea; Ministeriida; Capsasporidae. Gene Ontology annotation, molecular function: nuclear import signal receptor activity; small GTPase binding. Gene Ontology annotation, cellular component: cytoplasm; nucleus.
CUCAUACUUUUCUUUCCAAUGGAACAACUCGAUCCGCAGACAUUGGCGACGCUCGAGCACCACUUGGCUCAAGUCUUGCAGCCAGAUAGCGCAUUGAUCUCUCAGGCCACCGCAGAGCUCAAUGCAUUCUUUGGUCUUCCGGUCUGCGUGCCGGCGCUUGUUCACGUGCUGGGCGCAUCAACCAAUGCGGGCGUGCGCCAACUGGCGGGCGUUAUUGUGCGUGCUCGCCUCAUCCGUCAGUGGAUGAAGCUCCCUGCAGACGUGCAUGUGUGGAUCAAGGCGAAUCUGCUGGCCAUGAUUGCCGUCGAGCCUCUGAGUAUUGUGCGGCACGCCACUGCCGCCGUCAUUGGCAUUAUUGCCAAGCACGACAUGCGCGCCAACAACUGGCCCGAGCUGGUUCAGUUUGUCUUCCAAUGCAGCCAGUCCAGCGAAGUUGCACACCGCGAGAUUGGCAUCUACGUUGUGCGCAUGAUGUGCGAGUCGGGCGACAGCUUCCUCGAGCCCCACCUGCCGUCGUUGCUGCAAAUGUUUGCCCUGGCGCUCGCCGACGCUGCCAAUCCGUCUAUUCAACAGCUUGCCAUCGAGGCCAUGACAUUCCUCACGCCGCUGCUCGACCAGUUCGACUUUCUCACUCUUGCCGCCAUCAGCACUGGCGUUGACAUCCAGCAAGUGGCGGAUCGGGCUCGCCGAAAAGCAAAGGGAAGCAAGGCCAGCAAGUCACAGCUCGCGGCUGUCGCCCAGUCUCUGCAAGAGCAGACGUUGGUGCAAUUCCGCGGGCUGCUCCUGAGUGCUCUGGACUUUAUCCGGGCGCGGUUUGCGGCCAACGACCAGACCAGCGCCAUCCUUGCCUUGGAGCUGUUCGACGAAGCCAUCGAGUCCCCCUUGCCCCUUAUUGCGCCGAUUGCCCACGCUGUGAUUGAAUUUGCGGUGGAAAUCGGAGCAAACCGUGCGGUGCCCGAUGAUGCACGCAUCAAGGCGCUCUCCUUGCUGUCCUGGUUUGCCAGUUUCAAGCGUCGAGCGCUGAGCUCGAGCAAGGUCAUCCAGCAAGUCAUCCCUGCGCUGUUUAACAUUCUUGCUGAGCACGACGAACAGCUGGCGCUGCACUACGGCGGCACGUAUGACGCACAAGAGGACGCCCAGAACAUUCGCGGUGGCCAACAACAACAACAAGCCCAGGCCAAUGCUGAAGACGACGACGACGACGACGAUGACGAAGACGAGGAAGGUGGUCAAAGCAUUGGUGACAAGCCAUUCCAGGUCGCCGGCCAGAUUAUUCAUCAUUUCGGCUUGAGCUUCCCCGCCUCGCUUGUCCUGCCUCCCAUUCUUGACCUGAUGGCGAGCGCCAUGUCCUCGCCCAACCCAUACCACCGUAAAGCUGCCAUGAUUUGCUUGCAAGUCCUCUGCGAGGGCUGCCCAGCGGCUCUGGCCGAGCACUUGCCGUUGCUUCUGCAGUACAUUGGCGUUUGCAUCGAAGACGCUGUGAACUCGUUUGUUCGUGAGGCCGCCGUCAUUGCGCUGGCUGAAAUGAGCUCCACCAUCGAGGAGGUCCUCGACUAUCACGAGCAGGUCAUGCCACGUCUGAUGCUCGCGCUGACCGAUCCUUCUGAGCGCGUUCAGGAAAAGGCUGGCUACUCGAUCGAACAUUACUGCUUCCACCUCGGCGAGCGUGUGCUCCCCUAUGUCCCUCACGUUGUGGGCCAGCUUCUUCUCGUGAUUGCCAACGCAACCCACCUCAACACACGCGCAUAUGCUGUUGGCGGUGUUGCGGCUGUCGCCCUGGCCGCCAAGAGCGAGUUUGUGCCAUACCUGCCCCAAAUCCUGCCGUCUCUGCUUGAAUUUCUGGCAAUAGAGGACGACGAGCACAUGCCUCUGCGCAUCGGCGCGACAGACGCACUUGGAUCGAUUGUGAAGGCCGUCGGGAGUGAGCACUGCGGCUCUGUCGCUGAGCAAAUCAUGCCUGUGGUUGUGGCUGGGCUUGAGAAACACGCUGACGACGCAGAGCUGUCCCAGAGCACGUUUUCCCUGUUUGCAUCGCUCGCGGCGGUGUUCAAGGAGGCGUUCUCGCCGUAUCUCCCACACUUGAUGCCCACUCUGCUCUCUGUGUGCGAGUCCAACUACGGACUCGAGAUGCAUCGUGCAAAGUCCAACGAUGAUCAGGGAUUCCGUCUCCCUCCAUCUCUCGAUGUUGACCAGGGCGCCGAAGACGAGCCCGAGGCCAGUGACGACGAAAACGAACAGGCUGGCGAGGACGACGACGACGACGACCAUUCCGGCGAGGAUUCGGACGUCGAUGAAAUCCGCGCGACAGACACCUUCCUGGAGGAGAAGGAGACUGCCAUCAACGUUCUUGGCGAGCUGUGCGUCCAUUGCUUCUCUGGGUUCCACCCGUUCAUCCCCGCUGUGAUGUCGGUCUUGUGCGAGCUCACGCGGUAUCACUAUCCCGAAAUUCGCAAGGCUUCUGUAGUAUCGCUGACAGACAUCCUCGGCGCGCUAUACAAGGCGGCAGCUGGUGACUAUUCUUGGACGGCUUCUGCUCCCGAGUUGGUGACCGUUUUCCCUUCCGAAGAGACGGUGGGCGCCAUGACUGUUAUUUUCCCGACCAUGCUGCGACGAUUGCGACUGGACAACGACCCCACCGUCGUCAUUGCUACGCUCGAGUCGUUCGACACAAUCAUCACGACGAUGGGGCCUGCCGCACUGGCCAACGGUGUUGGUGAGCGUCUGCUCAAAUUUAUCUAUCGUGUGCUCCAGCGAAAGGCCAUGUGCCAAGGAGACAGCGCCAGCUCCAACGCCGACGAAGACGACGAGGAGAAUCUCGCCGACAAUGCUGCCGAUGCUAGCGACUCUCAGGACAUUGCUGAAACUGAGCAAAUUUUGAUCGAGACUGCAGCAGCCUUGCUCUCGACCUGUGCGCGGGCUGUCGGCCCUGCUUUCGCAACCCACCUCCCGAAAAUCAUGCGCUGGAUUGGACUGUACGCCCAGAAGGACCGUUCCGAGUCGGAGCGGUCUCUGGCUGUGGGCAUUGUUGCUGAAAUUGUUGCUGCGGCUCGUGAAGGCACGAUUCCCUAUGCACCUAUGUUGCUCGAGUUCUUCCUGACCGGGCUUGGAGAUCCAAACGACGAGGUCUGCUCAAACAGCAGCUACGGCACUGGCGUGGUGUGCGAGGUGGCCAGCUCCGUCCUCCUGCCACAUUUCGGUCAAAUCUUCAAGUGUUUGGCCAACGUCUUCCAGCAGGAGCGCGAGCUCUACAACACGCGCGAUAACGUUUGCGGUGCCUUCUGCCGCAUGAUUUCGGUCGGCGCUGCUCAGUUGCCACUGGAGAUGGCGAUUGCCGCCAUUCUUCAGCAUCUUCCGCUCAGGGUUGACUUUGCUGAGAACAAGACUGUUUAUCCUGUGCUGAUUGCGCUGGUUCAGCAAAACAAUGCCACGAUCUGGAAGUUCAUGCCUCAGCUCAUUGCAGCCAGCGCUCACGUGCUCCGCGAGGCCGCGACUGAGCUGUCGACCGCGCCCGAGGUUGCUGCGCAAUUGGUCGAGUUGUUGCGCCUCCUCGCUGGCACCUAUCCAGACUACUUGGCUGUCUUGUCGCAACUUCCUGCUGAUGACCGAGUUGCCGUUGAAAGUCUCCUGGGCAGCGCAUAAUUUCGAUUCCGUGGUGCUACCUUUUCUCGUUGUUUGAUUGAACAAAAUACAGUUGGUCGUUUUUCUUUG